Molecule: messenger RNA, 3759 nt
Organism: Giardia duodenalis
Lineage: Eukaryota; Fornicata; Diplomonadida; Hexamitidae
Exons: 1
Coding region: 1-3759 (1252 amino acids)
Molecular function (GO): protein binding
Source: RefSeq, a predicted model, not a curated record
AUGAGUAAGGUUUACUCAGAGCGGCGCGAACCAUGGCAGGAUGAUCCGCUACUUUUCUUUCCAAACGUGGACGAUUUCAAACCUCAGGCGUUGAAAGCUAUUCGACAAAUCUGCGACACAAAACAGUUGGCUACUUUUUCGCUUGGGUCUACUAUAACCCUUGCUGACCUAGGAGAGAGCAAAGUGCAUCCUUCCAGCAAUUUGCGUGGAGCUUCGGCAAAGCGGCGUGCCCCGGAAGAGGGUCUGAUUCAGCUAUCCCUUGCAAAGGCAAAGCAGGCUAUCUCGCAUAUAAAGAAUACAACAGACACUCGGUUACCGUCAAGGUCUCUUGCAGACACUGAGAUAAUUGAUCUGAUCUGGCUGGAAAUCAUGGGGGGAGACGACGCGCGACAUCACUUGCGUGCAGGUACCAACGGGGUGUUGUCAGACGCAAACAAGCAAACAGGGCACUUCUCCUUUUAUGAGCUAGUGACAAAGGAAGAGAUUGCCCCUGCAUUGUCGUCCGGAGUUCCUUUUGCGCUGGCUCUCAAGCACUUCGACCACAUAACGACCACAAAGAGUGAGUUGUACUUGGAAGUAAUUAAUCACAACCCUCGUAAUAGCACAGAAAGAUAUGUUAAUUGGGAGAAGUGUAUGAGAGUCUUUGGCCUUCUCCCUACUUUUAACAUUGAUUUACUUUUCAAAGGUCGUGAGCUAGCCAGUGGUUCAGACGUUCAACUACUUUUCGAUGUCCUCCACGAAUUUCAUCGGGCAGCUACCGGGACUGGCUUGGUCCUCACUCACACCUGCCUAGAACUUGCUCUACUGGAUGAGCUCUGCAAAGCUUCAAUGUCAACACCACUCAGCAUCAAGCAACUGAAUAAUUUAUAUGCAAAUUCCCGGUCUAUGGCGUGUGCUAAUCUUCCUCAAAAAGCAGUCCUAGUCUCCACACGCAAUGUCACACCAACUGCCCAGAGCACUCCAUCUCAGCCUAACACACGAAGUCAAUCUUUUUGCAACCCUGUUUGCAGAGGCUCGGUGACAAUGGAUGAUGUGAAAAGCAUGUUGACACCGUCAACUCCUUCUAAGAAAGAUUACCACAAAGAUAACUUGGCGUUGAUUAACGAUUUGUCCAAAAGGAACAGGGAACAAAAAGAGAUGGACCGCGAGUCCCUCCUCCGGCGCGUAAGCAACACAGCCUACAGUUCGAUUUUAUCGGCUCCUGGAACACCACGGUCAGACCGCUCACUAUCUGCCCGGACUCCAAGUACCAAACGACCCACAUCAACUCCCAACAGGAGCAAAACUCUAAGUGAGACAGCCAUAAGAACAGUCCUCAAAAGGCUCCAACCCGACGACCUUCCACCAACUGUCCGCAACAAGCUCUCAUUGGAUGCUCUACGCCGUCUUGAACGCAGUGGAGUCAUAACAUAUGAAAAUCUGCUCGAAGCAUUCAAUGCGAACAAGCAUCAGUUACACUCGUUUCUCACUGCAUUCACCGAUGCAACUAGCUUCUCGAUAGAUUCGCUGGCACGAGACUCCAUAGGUAGCGCCGAUACUAGCUUUACAGUGGGCUGCCUUGGCCAAACCCUAGCCUUUGGAACAACUGCAUCUGUAUCUACAUCAAGAGGAGUUGUCACGCAAGCAGAUCUCGUCCUUUUUAGCAAACAAUAUAGGAAGAUACUUUUUGAUGUUCUGUCUUUCGAUUCUUCUGGAUUGGGUUUUUCUUCUCAGGAUAUUGAGGCGAAGAUGAAAGCACAUGCAUCCUUUUUGGAGUCUGCUGCUAAAGACAAGGAGAGCAGGCUUCUCAAUGAGCAGGUAAAGCAGCUGCAAUCGAUUCUUCAGUUGUCGGCAAGUGUAGCAAGCACGUACAACAUAACGCGACAAAAUCUUCUUUUGAAGGCGACAUUUAUCAUUGAGAACUGGCUUCGCGGGAGCGGUUGUAUUCCGCCCUCAGAAGUCUCUGUUGAGUCGCCAAUCUAUGAUCCUUAUCGUAAUGGAAUAGCAGUCAUACAAAUCUUCAAUCUCGUUUAUCACAAGAGCGACUUUUUCCGAGAAAUGCGGAUGAGACUAAGCCUCACUGACGAUCUCUAUGCAUGCUACUCUACUGUUGGCCGAGUGACACGCCAGACUGAGAAGUCUAGUGACGCUGUGAGGCCGCGCUCUAACUCUCUGCGUGCAUCUAUUUCUUCAGAAAGUGCGAGAGGUAUUGGAACCCAGGAUAUAGCUACUGGGGACUACGGCCUCCAGCUAGCUCAAACCAAGGACCAAGGUCUGCUGUUUCCGCGACAUCAGGCUCCAAUCAAUAUUUCUGAUUGUAUACACAACAAUAAUACUCUUCUGAGAAAGCUAGCUGCUACUGAGUCUGUUCCAUCCGGUCUGCUUCCAACAGCAGAUGCACUUGUCCAAGGAGACUUUAGCUCUCUUCAGUUCCUUCUCCUCCUGCUCUACCUAUUUGAUGCCCUUCGGCAAAUUUUCGAAUCAAGGAGAGAGGUAGCCAAAAGAUCUACCAACGGUUUAUCUAUUGACGAUCUUUGUCUUCAGGAAUUUAGCGCCCUUCUUUCGGAGAUAGUAGACCUGUAUGGACCGAAGACAGACCAGUUACUCCAAGCACAACGCGGGCCAAAACCUAUCCCACGAACAAAGGAUGAGCUUUCUCGAAUCAAUGGAAUAUGCUAUAGCGUGCUGCUCUGUCCCAACAGAGCCAGAAAGCUGUUCAGUAGCUUGUCUGGUGUGCAGCCCAUUCAAAUACCGCAGGCGCUGGCUCCUUCUAAGCGAGCCAGUUCUAUAAGCUCUCUCCAGAAAAGCAUGAGCAUGGCUACAACCAGUAACACCCCCCAAAGCACCAACCUAGCCAAUGUUGGAGAAGACGAAAAGGAAAUCAUAUCGUACUUUUCUGCAUUGGAAGCAGCCCAUAUGACAGACUAUACUAAGCAAGCUGAGCAAUACAAGAAGCUAGAAAAUGCCUUGAGUAAUUGGCUGUAUUCACUGGAUUGUUUACCCGAGCCAUACAUGAAGAUAGUAGACAUUGCAUACUUUCUUAGGGAUGGAGUUGGACUGUGUAAGAUAGUGAGCGAAAUCUUUAAACUAACUUUAACGCCGAUUGAUCCAUGCCCAAAAUCGGCGAACAUCCAACUUGGGAACAUCAAGCGUGCGUUGAAAUUCGCAAGAGAUAGCUAUCAGUAUAGAUCUGUGCCUAUCCCGUUUAUUGAUGCAUUCGAGGAAACUGCUGUGAGUAUCCAACGGGCAGAGGUGGGAGCGGUGCUAAUUCUAAUGCGUGAGCUUUAUAGGGUCUUUUCUAUAUUGCGCAGAGAAACCAGUAUUGGUGGUAGAGCUAUGGCUUCUAUCGGCGUCUCCUCUACUGGGGUUGCAUAUAAGUUGAAGGCUAGCAGAAGAUCUCCAAGUCUUUCAGCAAGCUUAUCCGCAUCUCCUGGAAGCUUUCAGCGAAGCUUGUGUACUAGAGAAGCAGAGCCUUCAAAUAGUAAGAUACUACAACUAGUAUAUGCGAUAGAUAACAUUGAGACGUAUGCGGAUUCAACCCCUUUAGAGUCAGAUAAAUCAGUAUACAUCUCAGACUGUCUUGUUCGUGCCCCAGAAGAGAUGCACGCCUGGAAGCUUCCCAGUGUGGCCUACCCGCUGGUCAGCAUGCAACCAACAAUGGUAUGCCUGCCAUAUUCUGUGAAAGGAGAGGACUUUGUGUCACUUCCACAGAACUUGACAGAGAAUGUGGAGCCAGAUGAGGAGGUGCCCAUAGUAGUAACAGCAGCUUUGGACAAAUAG